AUGGGUUAUUCUCUAUGGCUUGUUCCACCAACAAAUUCCAAAAUCAUCUCAUCUCUGAUUUCAACAAUAAAAUCGUUCAAUUGUUCAUUUGCUCCACAUGUUACUAUUGUCUCAAAAAUUCCACUUUCAACAUCCAUUGAUGAAAUAAAAGCAUCUCUUACAGCGUAUUUCAACGAACACUCGUUACCUGAAGUGCAUAUCAAAAGUUUACAUACAGGAUCAGAAUUCUUCAAACGAAUAUUUCUACGAUGUCAAAGAACUGAUUCCCUUGUUUCACUUGCUCGAUUCUCAAAACAGACAUUUGCUAACAACAAUGAAAACAUUGAUCAAUGGGUAGAAGAUUAUGAUCCUCAUAUUUCAUUGAUAUACGCUGAAGAAAAAGAUUGCGAUGAUCAAGAAUUAAUCAGUCAAAUUGAUCGUUUAGCAUUGAUUGAGAAAACAUGGCAAGGUGGAAAAAUCCAAUUGGUUGAUACAAGUGCAAAAUUAUCCGAAUGGAAGACUGUAUUAGAUUUUGAUAUUCCAAAUAGUACGUCAUCUUAA
Molecule: messenger RNA, 540 nt
Organism: Adineta ricciae
Lineage: Eukaryota; Metazoa; Rotifera; Eurotatoria; Adinetida; Adinetidae
Source: the annotation of a GenBank genome assembly